Molecule: messenger RNA, 159 nt
Organism: Lottia gigantea (owl limpet)
Lineage: Eukaryota; Metazoa; Mollusca; Gastropoda; Lottiidae
Exons: 1
Source: RefSeq, a predicted model, not a curated record
UGUAAAAUAACUUGUUAUUGCAGGACCUCAAUAAACAGUGAAUGUAAAAUAAUUUGGAUAUGCAGGACCUCAAUAAACAGUGAAUGUAAAAUAACUUGGAAAUGCAGGACCUCAAUAAUCAGUGAAUGUAAAAUAACUUGGAAAUGUAGGACGCUAUGU